Messenger RNA from Polyodon spathula (Mississippi paddlefish), 1664 nucleotides. Its product is annotated as mitochondria-eating protein-like. The record is from RefSeq and is a predicted model, not a curated record. Gene Ontology annotation, cellular component: mitochondrial outer membrane. Bases 109 to 1578 code for a protein of 489 amino acids. The transcript has 12 exons. NCBI's taxonomy places the organism in Eukaryota, Metazoa, Chordata, Actinopteri, Acipenseriformes, Polyodontidae. Gene Ontology annotation, biological process: mitochondrial protein catabolic process; mitophagy by internal vacuole formation.
CCCAUGCCAGGCAGAACUACUCAGGCAGGAUUUGAAUCGUGUUCCACGUUGUAGGAGCUGGACGAGCAGUGUGUGCUUCAUCCUGGAUUCUGAAAAAGGAAACUUGCAAUGGACACCCUGAGAAGAUUAGUGAAUACUUCAGCUUAUAAUGUUUUACAAGAAAAACUUGAAGCCUGGUACAAUGACUAUCACCUCAAAUCAUGUGACCAAAACUUGAACCGGUGCUGUGAACUUGUGGAACUGACCUCAGAGGUUCAAGGACAGCUUUUUACAAUCUUGAGUCUCACAGCAAAAGAAGGUGGCCAGUAUGCAGGAGUCGAUACCCUUAAAUCCCGUUUCUUGCCAUGGCUGGGGUCUUCUUUCUUCAUUGCGUCUUCAGGAGUGACCACUGAUACCAGCCUAAAUCUAAUACAGGAAUCUAUGGAGAAAGAAAAGAAGCUCAGAGCACUGUCUAAUUCCCAUGAACAAGAAAUGCAGAAGAUGGAGACACAGCUGAGUGCUGCACGUUUGCAACUGGACACAAUAAAACAAAAAUUAGCAGAUGCUGACCUUGAACUUAAUGACACGAAGAACAGGUCCGCAACAACACUUCUAGCCACAGAGGAUGAAAUCCUUCAGCUGAAGGCUGAUCUGAGGGCUUCCCGUGAUCAGGCUGAUAUGUACAAGAGGAAGCUGGAUGUUCUGGACGACUUUGAGAGACAGAUACGAAUGCUAAAGGAUGAAGUGUCCUACCUGACUGCAGAGAAAUCCUUACUUCAGGACAGAAUCACAAGAAGCAGGUCUUCAAGCCCCCUUCCUCGACGCAGUCGCUCCCCCAGCCCUCUCCCAUUCCUGAGAAGUGACUCCCCGACUCGAGCCCAGCUCACCAACUCUUCACGACACUCGCGGCUGGUAACACGAUUCACUGACAUUUACGCUAACGAGCGCUUGGACACCCAGAACCUCCUGAGCCGCUACAUCGACAACCUUGAGAUGGUGCAGAGGAUAAUAUUUAUUUCCAUCGUGGAGUCUUUCCAUGCUGCUAAGAUGGCCUUCAGGCAGUUCAAACUGCGAGUCAGAAAGACUCUCUCUCCCACUCAUAUUGGACUAGAGAGCUUGGAUGAUGUCGUGCUGGACUACAUUGUUCGCAAUCUGGAUCUGUACGAUGUUCAGUCAAGUGUCAAUGAUGUGAUCCAUGCCAUGAACGUGAAUCCCAAGAUUUCCUUCCCACCGGAGGUUGAUUUCAUCCUGAUCAGCAGCUUUAUCCGUGAGAUGUGCCGGCUGGCCUUUGCAAUGCAGACCCUGGAGCCACCAUUGGACCUUGCAUUCACAACUGAUGGAGAACUCUACAGUGAGAGCAAGUAUCGACGCAGCUAUGACUCUGAGUUCACCGCUCCUCUGGUAGCAUACCAUGUGUGGCCUGCUCUGAUGGAGGGAGAUAAUGUGGUUGUUAAGGGAGAGGCUUUCACAAAGAGGGGAGCUCUGUGGUCACCAAGGAGAAGCAGGAGCAGAAGCUGCAGCCCCAAUUGUUCCAGGGGUAGCAGCCCGUCUCGUGCAUUGGCAUCCACCAGCCGUAGUUCUUCUCCCUGCCGCCUUUAACUGCAUCUAUCCGGGAACACAGGGAAAGACUUCAAGGCAGCAGACUGACUUAACAGUACCUCAACUCAAAAUGUGAACACCAAUAU